Messenger RNA from Penicillium olsonii, 618 nucleotides. The record is from the annotation of a GenBank genome assembly. Lineage: Eukaryota; Fungi; Ascomycota; Eurotiomycetes; Eurotiales; Aspergillaceae.
AUGCCGGGUGAACCCAAGCCGGCACAAAAGCGCCCGCGUCUCCCUUUCAAGCCUCCCACCCGUACCAGCGCGGGGCCGUCAUCGGCACCAAAGGCCAAAGGCAAAGCAAAACAGACAAGCACGAAAGUCCCAGCGUCAAAUACAGAACCCAGCACGACGAAAACUUCCCAAUUCAAGCCUACAAAGUCCUCAACUGCGAAGAGACCCCGUGUUGAAUCCCCAGCUCCUGAUGAAGUGCAGUCUGGGUCGGAGUCCGGCUCGGAUGCGCCAGACCGCAGCCGCUCGCAAUCACUCUCCCAAGAACCAGACUACAUACUUGCUGAAAUAACUACCACCAACCCAGUGGAGGACGUGAACUCCAGCGACCCGAAAAUCCCUCCGAAACUGUUGACCAGGCUGCUACAUGAACACUUUCAGAACGACAAGACGAAGAUCGCAAAGGAUGCUAAUAACGUUGUGGCGAAAUAUGUGGAUGUCUUUGUGAGGGAAGCAAUCGCUCGGGCUGCUUUUGAGAGAGCUGAGACGAACAACAAUGCUGAUACCAGAAGAAUCGGAGAUGGAUUCCUUGAGGUCGAGGAUCUCGAAAAGAUGGCGCCACAGCUUACGAUGGAUUUCUAA